GCUGCUUUCCGGGCCAAUGUCCAGCUAAUUCAGUGUGCCAUGUCACACGUACCUGGCACACUUGCAUAUGCAACCCCGGUUUCACAAAAAGUUCUUCCUAUUGCACAGUGUGGUUUGGCGGUCACGACAGGGUACCAUUGAGUAAUGAUUGUGAAGCCAAUGACUUCUUCACAGUGCCGCCCAAUUACGGAAUCGCUACGACUCGGGCAAGCUAUACAUACGCGCAGAGUGCCUGCUCUGACCUCGGUCUAGCGCUGCCAUCAGUGACUACUGCACCGCAGUGCCUGCACAAUUUCGUAUACGUCUCGUUGCUGAGCAAUGCGAGCUCGGAAGAGAUGGUUUGGGUCAAACACGAUAACGGCACUUUGAUGCGACGCAGCUCGCAUGGAGACACACAUGUGGCAUCGAUGGACGACACCGCCAAAAUAGUCUGUUACACGGACAGAAGCAAGAAGCGAAUGUUGUCGAAGGUUUGUAAUGGGCGCGACGUUUACAUACCAUGGCUCGGCCCGAAGCCCAGCCACUCCUUAAUGCAUCCCUACCCAGGACAACCCAUUUCGAGUCACCUAUGCCCAGGACUCUUUAUAACGUCUCAUGAUCUUCAAACGGACAACUGUGCUGUUGAAUUUGCAAGGCAGACUAUCUCACUACUUGGCGCCACCGACAAAUUUGUGGCAAGAGCUGCUGGCGGUGGGUAUAGCCUCAACCCAAGAAACCUGGGCGAGGCAAAUGCUUACAUGUGGGGCAAAGUGCUAGUAGUGUGUACAGAACCUGUUGUGUGCAAACCACAGUCAGAUGUCAAUGUUUACUUGGUUGAUGCUUCCCCUCGUCACACAUUGCUAGCUAGUGUACAGGGACCGCGCAAUAUUGAACUGAAUGGAAGGUCCGUUGCAGACUUAUACAAAUGGUUCUACCGGGACACGGGCACAGCUGUUCACGGCUCAAGGCUGAUUUUCAGGAAAAACACCCAUCCCCCAGACUACAAUAUACUCACGGCAUCAGACCUGGAUUACUGGAGUGGCUCAACCCCAGAAGAUGUUGGCAAGCCUCAGGUCAUUGACAUAUACCUUGGUGUCUUGCCAUCGUCUUUGCAUUAUGGGCCACGUAAUGAAAGUCUUUGCAAGGUUACUUUUCGGAUUCUUCGCCGCCGUCUCCCACGGUUAUACUCUCCUCGGCAGCAGUACAAUGCCGCGGCGCAGGGGACUUCCCGGUUGCGAGCUGCCUUGCUGGACAUUGCAGUCAGCUCUCCCGCCACCGGUCUGACUAACAUGUCGAUCUGCGGUGGUGAUGACGCAACCUUACUGCAGUUGCUCUCUGCUACUCGUAUAAGGAGUGGCGACAGGCUGCAGUUUGCGCUGGAUGUUGAUUUUAAUGGAGUCACUGAUCUAUCCUUUGUUGGGAAAGUGGUGCGUAUCGAUCUGUGCUUGGAAGAUAAUGCAUUGAAUAAGAUGGCACACGUUGGAACGCAUGCCUUCACAGCUAAGUUCAAUGCUCAAUCGAAAACAAGUAUUAACAUUCUCAUCACCACCAAGGCUGGUCAGGAAGUUGAUGAACAAUUGUCGUCUGAAUCUGAAUCUGAAGUGGAUGGCGAAAGUGGAGGAAUGGAGCAUGCAGGCAUUGGCCCUACUCACGUCAAUCACUUCUUGACAACCUUGGACGUCCCUGCCAUUGACCCCAAGCUACUUCGCCGUCAAGAGAGAUUUAUCGGGCCUGUUGUUGAGAAGGUAGCGCAAGAGAGUUGCGAGACGGCAGCAGCCGAAGAGUCGCAGAUCGCUGGAGAUGACGGCAUAACGUUGAGUUUCGAUUGUGGUUGGCAGAAGUGA
Sycon ciliatum is the source of this 1823-nucleotide messenger RNA. RefSeq lists its product as uncharacterized. The transcript has 6 exons. The record is from RefSeq and is a predicted model, not a curated record. The coding region runs from base 336 to 1823 and encodes 495 amino acids. Lineage: Eukaryota; Metazoa; Porifera; Calcarea; Leucosolenida; Sycettidae.